GAGCUAUUUUGAAAGUGACCCUGGGCUGGGGCGCCGGGGCGAGCGCGGCGGCGCGGAACCAUGACAGAAGAUGACCGAGGCGGCGCUGGUGGAGGGCCAGGUCAAGCUGCGGGACGGCAAGAAGUGGAAGAGUAGGUGGCUGGUGCUGCGCAAGCCGUCGCCCGUGGCAGACUGCCUGCUGAUGCUGGUCUACAAGGACAAGUCGGAGCGCUCCAAGGGCCUGCGGGAGCGCAGCAGCCUGACGCUAGAGGACAUCUGCGGGCUGGAGCCCGGCCUGCCCUACGAAGGCCUGGCCCACACGCUGGCCAUCGUCUGCCUGUCCCAGGCUGUCAUGCUGGGCUUCGACAGCCACGAGGCCAUGUGUGCGUGGGACGCCCGGAUCCGCUAUGCGCUAGGCGAGGUGCACAGGUUCCAUGUGACAGUGGCUCCAGGCACCAAGUUGGAGAGCGGCCCGGCCACCCUGCACCUCUGCAAUGACAUCCUCGUCUUGGCCAGGGACAUCCCCCCGGCUGUUACGGGGCAGUGGAAGCUAUCUGACCUCCGGCGCUACGGGGCCGUGCCGAGCGGAUUCAUCUUUGAAGGCGGGACCAGGGGCUGGUGUCUUCUUCCUGUCCUCGGCCGAGGGGGAGCAGAUCAGCUUCCUGUUCGACUGCAUCGUCCGAGGCAUCUCCCCCACCAAGGGCCCCUUUGGGCUGCGGCCGGUUCUCCCAGACCCAAGUCCCCCGGGACCCUCGACUGUGGAGGAGCGCGUGGCCCAGGAAGCCUUGGAAACCCUGCAGCUGGAGAAGCGGCUGAGCCUCCUCUCGCAUGCAGGCCGGCCGGGCAGUGGAGGGGAUGACCGCAGCCUGUCCAGCUCAUCCUCGGAGGCCAGCCACUUGGACGUCAGCGCCAGCAGCCGGCUCACCGCGUGGCCAGAGCAGUCCUUGUCGUCGGCCAGCACGUCGCAGGAGGGGCCUAGACCAGCAGCUGCCCAGGCCCCCGGGGAAGCCAUGCUGGGUGCCUCAAGGCCACCCCCCAAGCCGCUGCGGCCACGGCAGCUGCAGGAGGUCGGCCGCCAGAGCUCCUCGGACAGCGGCAUCGCCACUGGCAGCCACUCCUCCUACUCCGGCAGCCUCUCGUCCUAUGCGGGCAGCAGCCUGGACGUGUGGCGGGCCACGGACGAACUGGGCUCACUGCUCAGCCUGCCAGCAGCCGGGGCGCCCGAGCCCAGCCUGUGCGCCUGCCUGCCUGGGGCCGUCGAGUACCAGGUGCCCACCUCCCUGAGGCCCCACUACGACACACCACGCAGCCUUCGCCUGGUUCCCAGGGACCACAGCCCUGCCUCGCAGGGCAGCCCCGGCGACAGUGCGGCCGGGGACUCAGGCGGCCAGACGUCCGCCGGGUGUCCCUCUGGCUGGCUGGGCACGAGACGGCGGGGCCUGGUGAUGGAGGCCCCCCAGGGCAGCGAGGCCACACUGCCCAGCCCGGCCCCCGGCGAGCCCUGGGAAGCAGGCAGCCCCCACGCGGGGCCAUCCCCGGCUUUCUUUUCGGCAUGUCCAGUCUGUGGAGGACUCAAGGUAAACCCCCCUCCUUGAGAGCCACAGAUCUGGCCUCGCGGCUGCAAAGGGGCUGAAUGUGCCCCCAGACGGGAGAGGAGGUGGCGCUGGCCUCCUUGCUCUGUGUUCUGUGGGAGGGACUGGGGGGUCUCCCGGAGAGGGGAGUUGGAGGGGGCGCCCUGUGGCUGCCAGUGGAGGAAGCGGCUGAUGGGGAGGUGAGUUCUGGGAGGCAGGGGCUCUGGGUCCGGCAGGUCGGGGUCACCAGAGCCCCAAGGCCCAGCUGCUUCACUCUGUGUCCCCCAACCCUGAGGAUCAGGCGGGUGCUGCAUCUCUGCUGGCUGGUGCCUCGCACUGGGGCGCCAAGGGCUGGAGGCCCCGCUGCUGGCCUUGUCCUCCUCGGGCCUCACGCCUGCUUCCCGGGUGGCCAGUUCUCCCCGUCACCUCUCUGGUGCAGUCACACCACCUGCUAAGCACCAAGCCACCACAGAGACCCCGGACACCCGGGCUCCGUGUGUGCUGGCCCUCGUCCCCUUCUAUGGGAGAAACUGAAGCUCAGGAGGCUGCGUGACUUGCGGGGUCUCUGGGGUGUGGGCCCUACUGCUCCCCGAUGAAGCCCUUGUGGGGAGGCUCUGGCAGCCCGCAGUGUCCUUGGAGCAGCCUCGCCUGCUGACCCCGCUGGGGGGCGCCGCGUGCCCCAGGUCCCUGGUGGGAGCCCCGCUGGCUCCCGUCUGCACCUCCUCGCGGGGCCAAAUGCUGCCUUGGCAUCUGGAGGCUCCGGGCCCUGUCCGUGUUUCCCCAGGCCCAGGGCUCAGCCCCGCUUGGUGCUCAGCAGCUCUGCGUCGGAGGCGGGGCUGCGUCUGGCCCAUUGUCCACGCCCUGGGUGGCUUCCUCUCGCACAGCCUGGAGCCGGCCCUGACCACGGUCCAGCAGCUCCCUGUGAACACCUCGCUUUGUCCCUUCGCUGUCGGCCGUUUCUAAACCCGGACACUGUUUGUAAUACAUUCUUAGACUGGAAAUAAAAUGUUCUUUUCUUA
Messenger RNA from Cercocebus atys (sooty mangabey), 2569 nucleotides. It is a transcript of the gene DOK7, whose product is annotated as docking protein 7. Bases 71 to 838 code for a protein of 255 amino acids. Gene Ontology annotation, molecular function: protein kinase binding. The transcript has 7 exons. Lineage: Eukaryota; Metazoa; Chordata; Mammalia; Primates; Cercopithecidae. The record is from RefSeq and is a predicted model, not a curated record. Gene Ontology annotation, biological process: positive regulation of protein tyrosine kinase activity; neuromuscular junction development.